Nymphalis io (European peacock) is the source of this 4491-nucleotide messenger RNA. It is a transcript of the gene pigs, whose product is annotated as GAS2-like protein pickled eggs. Gene Ontology annotation, cellular component: actin filament; cytoplasm; stress fiber. Gene Ontology annotation, biological process: microtubule bundle formation; regulation of microtubule polymerization or depolymerization; protein localization to microtubule plus-end. Gene Ontology annotation, molecular function: actin filament binding; microtubule binding; cytoskeletal adaptor activity. Lineage: Eukaryota; Metazoa; Arthropoda; Insecta; Lepidoptera; Nymphalidae. Bases 188 to 2503 code for a protein of 771 amino acids. The record is from RefSeq and is a predicted model, not a curated record. The transcript is spliced from 5 exons.
UAGCGCUCGUCGCGGUUGCACGCGAACUGUCAACACUAUCAACGGAUAGAAUAGUGCAGACGCGGUUUUUUAGUGUUGUGUUUUCAAUAAAAAGGUUUCGAUUUUGUGGGUGUUGUGAGGGCAAACAAGAUUCUUUUUUAUUUAAAGAUCCAGUAAUGUCCUGUGCCCAUUAAGAACACCAGAAAAAAUGGCGAGCGCCGGCGCUGUUCUCCUCGAGGCUCGGCCUUUUAGGCCUUUCAAGUCCUCUGAGGAGUACCUCUACGCUAUGAAAGAAGACUUGGCAGAAUGGCUGACUGUCCUUUACCCUGAACUACGUAUUAAUGCUGAUAAUUUCUUGGAUAGAUUGGACACAGGCGUCGCUUUAUGCAGGCACGCGAACGCUGUCCGCGAAUCAGCGAAACUCAUCCUAGACUCACCGGUGCCAGAAUCAGAAGAUGCUUUGAUACUUGCAAAAGCUCUGCGUACCCGGCCACCAGUCAACAUGCUUCCUGCUGCUAAAGCUGGUACUUUCUUCGCCAGAGACAAUUUAUCGAACUUUAUCGACUGGUGCCGUAAAGCAUUGGACAUCCUGGAAUGUCUCCUAUUUGAAACAGAUGAUUUAUGUCUUCGAAAGAAUGAGAAGCAUGUUGUCUUGUGUCUCCUAGAAGUAGCUAGGAAGGGAGCAGUUCUUGGCAUGCCCGCUCCAUUGCUUGUUCAAAUGGAGAAACAAAUCGAGAGGGAAUUAGCCGGUGAAGAGUUGAGACCAGAUGAUUCAGCGCUGGGCUUAGUACCCUCAGGACCUCAGCCGCAGUUGGUCACAAAUGACCUAAGAAGUUUGGAUGAGCGGGUCAGAGAUUUGGUAGAAAGAUGCUCCUGUCCCACCCAAUUUCCGAUGGUGAGGGUUUCGGAGGGAAAAUACAGGAUUGGAGACACUAGAAUGCUGAUCUUCGUCAGAAUUCUACGAUCACACGUAAUGGUACGCGUUGGAGGUGGUUGGGACACUCUUGCACAUUAUCUGGACAAACAUGAUCCCUGUCGCUGCAAGGCACAGCAUCGGACAUCUCUCUCCGCCCGCUUAGCUCGCCCGAAACACGACCUCGCUGGAGCCACAGUCACGUACGAACGACCAGACCCAGGACCUACCUCACUCCCAUAUAAAGACUACAAAGAAAAUAAGAACUACGAGCCAAUGUCUUUACCAUAUUCAGCUAAAGUGUACAACGAUGAACCGAAAUCUGGACAAUAUUUAUCUAACAACAAAUUAGACGCUCCAACAAGCCUACCAUAUUUAGGAGACAUGGACAGAGCUUUAUCUCCAAGCAGGAAGCAUCUUACAACAAGAAAUAAUAGCCCUGGCAGACAUUCGUCGUCACCAGAUCGUAGGACAAAAAUUGUUCCGUCAAACCAUUUGGUACCAACCCCUCAUGCUGUCAGGAAUAAGAGUCCAAGGCCGGUGUCUCCAGCGCCAGCCGCCGAGAGCGCUUCAGAUAAUGGAUCAGAGGUUUCUGACGAGGGGUACAGAAGCCUGGGAGUGGUGGCAGGUUCCACACAAGGGUCGCCUUCUACGAAAACAACGAAUAGAUAUUCGCUGCACAGUCAAAAUUCUAUGGACGACGCUGAUUUUAGUGAGCGUCUCGACCACGACGACGGCUGUCACGUAGAUAAAAGCGAUCGCGUUGAUGACUAUGUGAGCUUGAACACAGGACUCCGUAAAACGGAUUUCUCAGACACAUUCUACGGUGGUAGAAAGAACAGCUCAGAGGAUAAGUCUAAUCGUACGAGUCCAGAAUGCAUCAUAGUACAUGAAAACAACGAUUCGCCCAGUAAAAGCCUUAGACCGACACGAGAUGCAUCGCAGUCACCGGUGAAAACCAUUAGGAGUAGACAGGCCAGCCGGAUUCCACACUCUCCGGUCAGAAAUAGAACACCAAGUAGGGGAAACACCCCGAGCCCUAAACACACCCCCAAUCCACAAUCGUCACCAAAGCUGGCCCCAAAACUACCGCCAACAGCGCGUAACACUUGGGGAGGCAGAACUGCUCCUAAUCAAACGAAAACUAAAUCAAGACCGACUAUUGGAGCUGAUACAUUUGAGAAUCCGAAUAAGUCACCCAAGAAUAAGCCAAAAGUUCAAAAUGAGGCGUUUAAAAGAAAUUCACCGCUCAGAGCUAGUAGUGCGACCCUGAGAUCUCCGACUCAUCAGAAGGCAUUGAGUCCUCUGUUGGAACAAAUCUUAAGAUCUACCGAGACCGCGAAGGAUGAUGCCACAGUUCUGGAAAAAAUGAAAGAGAUCAUCAGGACUUAUUCGAAAGGGGAAGAUUCUUUAUCAAGGACUAGCUCUAAAGACUCGGAUUAUGCUGACUUCACAUCAGCUUGGGUGAUGUCUGAUGGGAAACUGGAGAGGUCGACCAGUACUAGGCAAUUGGCUGCACCUAGAAAAGAUCCUAGGAACGGUGCGUCUAGGAUACCAGCUCCAGUGUCUAUAGGCUGCCGGAGGUCAACAUCAACAACUCAAUUCCAAUGACCUGGUGAAAAAUAUCAGGAAUAAAAAGACUUAUGCACCAGGUUCUCGUUCGAAUCAAAUGUGAUUAAUCAAGCACGUGAAUUUUGUGAAAUCGGAUAAUUUUAGGAAAGUGAAUAUACGAAAAGUGAUCGCAAAGCUAGGCUUUAAUGGCAUAUAGAAGUAGGCUACCUAAGUAUUUACACAUCGUAAAUACAUCAAUAUCUCUAUCAUAUCUUAAAUAGUAGAUAUACUACGUUAUAAUGUAAAAGAUUAAAAAAAUCUAAUUUCAUUUAACGUAUUUUUUUGUCAAUAGCAGUUUUUCUAAGAAUAAUUAACAUAGAAAUUAUAAUUUUUGUAGUUUCUAAUAUUUUGAUUUUUAAUUAUGAAAAUUAAACAAGAAAAAACGCAUUAUGAUUGACGUUGGCGGCACUCCAUUGAUACAUUACCAAAUAAAUGUAAAAAAAAUGCUAUUUAUGAUAAAAAAAAGAAAAAAAGUUUGAUUUAUAUUGCUAGUUUGUUACAACUGUCAAAUAAAUCUGUCAAUUGGAAGGCUGUCAAAAGAGAAUAAUAAAGUUAGAUGGUGCUAAUUAACAAUUGAACCUUUAAUUUAAGUUAUUUUAUUUUUAACUUACGAAAUACGAAAGAAAAAAAAUAAGUUAAGUUUACCUAAGAUGUUUAAUCUUUAAUAGUAUUAUUCAAUUUUUCAAUGUUACGUUACUUUAAGAUUAGUAGAUAUAUUUCUACAUUAUGACAAGUUAUAUUUUUUAAGUUAAAUUUAAGCAUAUCUUACAAUGAUCCCGGCUUUUAAAAGUCAACUUACAAGCAUUUAAAAAUUCAAAAAACGCCAAUGUGUAUUGGCUAUUAUUCUUCUCAGUAAUCUCAUUUUUAAAGUAGGAUGUAAAGGGUCUGAGCUUAUAAUUGCAAAUUUUGUUGAAAUCAUAAAUAAAAAAAGAAAGAAACGGCACAAUAAUAACGACAUCCAUGAGUAUACCUCACUUAGUUUAAAUAUAGAUUAAAAAUAUUUUUUCACACGAUAUAAAAUUUAAAUGUCAUCUAAAUUAUUAAAAUGGCCGUCCGUCAAAAUGACGUAUAUCAUAGAGUCGUUACGUUCGUUGUAAAUAAAUAAUUUAAUGAUAAUUAAAUUAACGAUCGUAUCGACUGAAGUAUCGAUGUACAGAUAUAAAAGAUAAAAAACGAAUGUAUGAACUGUUUUAACAUACAUUGUUUAAUAUUAGUAGAUUUUGUAGAAUUAUAUUCAAAUACGUUCAUUCUCUAUUUAUAGAAAAUGACUUAUAAACUGGUAUUGUAAUAUUUUGUACCAAAAAGGUUCAAUAUAGUUCUAAAUUAUUGGCAUUUUGUGAGAAUCUGUUGUAUCUUUAGCUAUGAAUUUUACUGCUUACCUAAUCUGCACUUUAUAAUGCUCUACCCGAUAUCUAUACUGAAUAUAAAUAUAUUUAGGUAAUCACCAAACAUUUAAAUCUGUAUAUUAUUUGACAAUGAUUUUUAUUGAUUAAUCUUUUAUUGAAUAAUAUUUGAAUUAAAUGUUCGGUGAAAAUAAAUCGCUCAUUUACCUACUUAUUCAAUAUAAACAUUUUUAGUUCAGAGGUAAUCAAUAAUUAAAUUUAUUUAAGACUAUAUUAUAUAGUAUCCGAUAUUUUACAUAAUAUAAUUUUGACAAUAAUAAUUAUUUUUUAGUAUACAAUUUAUAUUACCUCUGAAAAAUAUCUAAAAAUAUUUAUAAGCUAGCUGUAAUGCAAUAUGUUUCUACUUAAAUGUCAUAAAAUUAUCAUAAAUAUUUAUUGGUAAGAAUUAUUUUAAGAUUACAUAUAAUUUUCUACAUUUUUUGUAUUUUUUAUUAUAAUUAUGGUGAUCUUAUGGCAUUUAAGAGCUCUUAGCUACUUAAGAGGCUAAGUUUAUUAGAAUACUGUUUCUUCUACGUAUGUUACCAGUGACUAUGCCAUAGAAAUCGUUAUAACACUCCGAAUAAAGCGUUAAGCAUUUAAUGGAUA